Molecule: messenger RNA, 882 nt
Organism: Didymosphaeria variabile
Lineage: Eukaryota; Fungi; Ascomycota; Dothideomycetes; Pleosporales; Didymosphaeriaceae
Exons: 2
Coding region: 1-882 (293 amino acids)
Biological process (GO): transmembrane transport
Cellular component (GO): membrane
Molecular function (GO): transmembrane transporter activity
Source: RefSeq, a predicted model, not a curated record
AUGUCUGCUAUUCUCUUCCUCAUGCUGGGCUUGAUCACCACCGUCACCGGUGUCUUCUGUUUCUGGUUCAUGCCCGAUAGCGUGCUGAACGCUCGCUUCUUGAACGAAAAGGAGAAAUCAAUCGCCGUGGAGCGCAUCCGAGGCAAUUUUCAGGGCAUGGGUAAUCGCACCUGGCAAUGGUACCAAUUCUUCGAAGCUUUCAAGGACCCUCGGACAUAUCUCUACGUGCUAUUCUCGCUCCUCAUGAACAUCCCCAACGGUGGUAUCACGACCUUCGGCUCUCUCACCAUCAAGUCUUUUGGCUUCGGUCCCCGCUUGGCCUUACUUCUGGGCGCCCCAGCUGGUGUUUUCGAUCUCGGUGGCAAGCUUCUUUUCACAUGGCUCUCCGACAAGUACAGGGACAGAUCACUUUAUGCGGGCAUAGCCAUCCUCUUCGCUAUGGUGGGUGGUGUCUUCAUGAUUGCACUUCCCCAGGAUGCUAAGGCUGGUUUGCUUGUUGGCUAUUACAUGACUAGCGUUGCUGGCGCCUCCUGGGGACUCGUCAUGGUGAUGAUAUCCAACAACACCCUCGGAUACACCAAGAAGGCCACCGUGAACGGUCUACAAAUCCUCGCCUACGGUGCCGGUAACUGGAUUGGUCCUCAAACCUUCCGAUCCAGCCAGGCCCCCGAGUACUAUACUGGAAAGCUGCUGAUGGCCGUCAUGUAUGGUGCCUCGGCGUGCGUGCUCCUUCUCAUUCGCGUAGUGAACUGGAGGGAGAACAAGCGUCGCGACCGCGUUCAGGCUGAGUCCGGUACUGCCGAAGUAACCGAGGAAGUGGAGAGAGCUAAGUUCAUGGGUCUCACUGAUUUUGAGCAAACUCACUUCCGUUACAUACUGUAA